AUGAAAUUAUUAAAACGUUAAUAUUAAAAUUUGUUAAAGUAUAUAUGUGGAUAAAUAUAAUUAUUUACUUUUAUUAACAACUGAGAAUAAAGCAUAUAUGUGUUUUUGUUGUGACACAUGUUAUAAUGUAUUGUAUACAUUAUAAUGCGUAUAUUAAUAUAUACUUAUAAUAUCCUGCCAUAUUAUAUGUAACGUUAUUCUUAAUUCAUUUUACAUUCUGAAACAUUAUGAAAAGUACAAAAAAUAUAGCCCGCAACUCUGCUCAUGAUUUAUAGAUAUACUAAAUAUAUGCAGUAUAUUAUAAUUCUAGUAAUUUAUGUAUUUCUACCUGUUUAAUAUGUGUAAAAUAUUGUUUAAGCUUAUAAAAUUAAACUACAAAGAUACUUGCAUACUCCUUUUACACCGUAUAUUGCUUUGUAAAAUCUUAAAAAAGAUUUAGAAGUACACACACUAAUAAAAAUUAAGUUUUUUAGAAACGCAUGCGUCUCAUUAUUCUUUUCUAAUAUAUUACAAAUAAUAAUCGGACGAGAACGACUAACAGAAAGAAAUGUUGAAAUUGCAGUCCACAGAGAUUCGUGACAGAAUCAUGAUUUAAUGCUGCCUACAUCCGUAAUCACGAAUUUUUAUACCGUUCCCGAUUGCUGUACUCAAUUCGCGCUAUCGCACCUGUACGCUUUAAUAAAAGUCAUUUACAAUCGCGCACGUACAACAGAUUCAAACAAUACUUUUUACAUAUGCCUUCAACAUCGUCGACAGUACGAUCGAAUCAGCUCUCGGCACGAAGAAUGUGGCUCUACUACGGUAUACUGACCUAUCUAUUCGGAUUUCUCCUUGCAAAAUCGUUCGACGAUGCCGGGAGAUAUUCCUCGUUUUUGGAAAGAAAACUGACGUUAAAAUUAAAAACGGCAGCACGGCUGAAGCACAAUCUCGGAAAAGUUCUUCACGAGUUGCCAAUACAGAGUUACGAGAUGCACCACUCCGUAAAGAUCGUCGAGGAUUAUUUAAAAAACGGCGGUUCGCUGCUCGAAUGCCUCGAUGUCUUACCUUCUGUAACGUACGCGCCCAUCGCGGAGCAGAUAGACAGUAUUCUUGGGUCCAUGGAGAAUCACUUGCCCGUGUACCUGCUGCCGGUGAUAUCCUUGAUACGGCGAUCGCUGUCGGAAGGUCUUUUGGACGUCAAUGAGAUCUACAGACCCACUUUUGGACCGCCGAAGGCUGACCCGCUGGAGAAGAUCACUGCGAGAGAGGUGAAGGAAGCGGCCUCGCCUCUGACCUACCGCGCGCCAGUCAAGGACCUCGGAGGACCCUGGCCGAAGAUCGUCGGCGAGACGGCGACUUUGAUCCACGACCAAGUCAUCCCUCCGCGUUCUCAGCUGAUCGCUUAUAUACUGGCGAAUCUACGGAUACCGGACGCGACGGCGGAGGUGAGAGAAUCGGUCGUGCUUCUCGUCGAGCAUCUGCAAACGCGCGGCAAGCGCGAAUUGACCGGCUUCAGCGUGUCCUCCGAUCCGUACGCGCUGGUCGCCAACGCCGUCGCGAGUCUACCCCUGCAGAACGAGAUGUUGACAGCCGCCAACGUGUUGCUGCCAUUCUUGCGUGGGCCCUCGGAGUGUCGAGGAUCCGCCGAAUUCGCCGAUUUCUUUCAGAACGACGUUCUGAACUACACUCUGCUGAUAUCUCGGGAUAGGACGAUCUCCAAGUCGAAAGACGGCAUCGCGUUUCUGUCUACGAUCCAGCAGAACAAUACGGAUGUACGGGAUGUCAUAGAGCAAUUCUCGCCCUUCGAGUACACGCUCUGGAAAGAUCUGUUGCUGGCUUUCGUCAGCCAGCUCAGGCGUCAGCAGACUCAUCGGGGCGAAAUGUCGAACGUCAUAGACAGCGUCUACGGUGAGCUGAUUUUGAAAAAUGGCCGAAAGCGUUGGCAACUUCUGAGGAAUUCCAUUAUUGCCGCACCGCUUCUCUCCGCGAUAGCCAGAAGAGAGAACUCCGUCAGGAUUCGAAGACUCCUUAUUGACGUGGCUACGGACCGAACGGUGAAGCCGGAAGUCUGGCAGAAGGCACUUGCUUUCGCUUCUUCGGAGAACAUCAGCGGGCCGAUGAACGCCGCGCUGAAAACGCUGAAGGCUCUGCUAACUUCGGGUCUUCUUCCGUACGGCGUUCUGUCGAUGAAUGUCGCCGAGCUGAUAACCACGUUCGGCAACAGAAUCGAUCAAGGCCAGGCCGAAUGCGCCAGUCGACUGGAAACGUACUUGGCUAAUUUUACUCAAGUGGAAAUCGAAAGCGGGAGAAAGAUGGCGAUCGGCGACGUCGACGUCAAGGAUCUUCUUCAGGCUUUGCCGAACUUAGACAUCUACACGGACGAAUACAGAAUCUUGGAGAGCUUUCUGUCGCACGACGACUUGGAGAAGAAGAUAGGGCAAGUUGAUUUGAAUGCCCAUCCCACCAGGGGUAGAUUGCUAGCUCAGUUGUUGCAGAUGAUAGAACGUGCCGGCGGUGUCGACGAUAAUCUACGUCGUUUAGCCGAACAAUUUGCUGACAAUGUGGCUUACCAUGGCUACGGCGCUGGUGCUUUGUCGUACCGUAGUUAGUACGAUAAUGAACACAUUUUUGCGCUCUUUCGAUCGAGUAAAUUAUACUUGAUAAUUGCAUCGUUCUCGUUUAGAACAGAUAUUCAAGUAUUUGUAUUGGUUUAUUAAUAAAAUCUGAUUGCAAAAGAUUCUCAAAAAUAGAAAAAUAUUCAAAAAAA
Wasmannia auropunctata (little fire ant) is the source of this 2746-nucleotide messenger RNA. RefSeq lists its product as uncharacterized. The coding region runs from base 735 to 2588 and encodes 617 amino acids. The record is from RefSeq and is a predicted model, not a curated record. Lineage: Eukaryota; Metazoa; Arthropoda; Insecta; Hymenoptera; Formicidae. The transcript is spliced from 2 exons.